Molecule: messenger RNA, 402 nt
Organism: Exophiala bonariae
Lineage: Eukaryota; Fungi; Ascomycota; Eurotiomycetes; Chaetothyriales; Herpotrichiellaceae
Exons: 1
Coding region: 1-402 (133 amino acids)
Source: RefSeq, a predicted model, not a curated record
AUGAGUUCUAUCGCCAGAGUUAGAUCUCUUGAUCACCUUGUUCUGACAGUUCGAGAUCUGGACGCUACAGUUAAAUUCUACGAGAGCGUUCUGGGCAUGCAGCACAGUUCUUUUUCAUCACCAAAAGACCCCUCAAUUACCAGGCAUGCGCUCAAGUUUGGAGUGCAGAAGAUCAAUCUGCAUGUUAGUGGACACGAAUUCGAGCCAAAGGCGGGGACUGUGCAGCCAGGCAGUGGGGAUAUCUGCUUCCUUGCUGAGGACAAUGUAGACGAUAUCCUUGUCCGUCUUCAUGAGAAGGGGAUCCAGGUUCUUGAAGGGGGGCGUGUGGUUGAAAGAACAGGUGCACAAGGUAGACUACGGAGUGUCUACGUUCGUGACCCUGAUGGCAAUCUGAUUGAGUAA